This is a messenger RNA of Orcinus orca (killer whale), 4228 nucleotides long. RefSeq names its product chloride channel accessory 4 (gene CLCA4). The transcript is spliced from 14 exons. Lineage: Eukaryota; Metazoa; Chordata; Mammalia; Artiodactyla; Delphinidae. The record is from RefSeq and is a predicted model, not a curated record. Gene Ontology annotation, biological process: chloride transport. Gene Ontology annotation, molecular function: protein binding; intracellularly calcium-gated chloride channel activity. The coding region runs from base 392 to 3193 and encodes 933 amino acids.
GUAUUGUUUCUAUUAAUAUCAUUAUGAAAUUUUGUUUAUUUUCACAUUGCACUCUUCAGAAAAUACAAAAUAUAUGUCUAUACAGAGGAAAUUAGCUAGAAUUAGAAAGUAUAGAAAAUAUGUCCCCAAAGGAAUAUGUGCAAUGUAUUUUAUUAAAAUAUCUGAACUCUUCUAUGAUUCAGAUCAUUUUUACAAUAAUAUACAAUAAAACGAUUGUGUAAACUGAAGCCAAAUAUUUUCCCACAUAUGUAACUUUGACCUUUAUACAGUCAAUGUUGCAUAAUCAGCCAACGUUGACAAUGUUUAAGAGUAUAUAUAUAGAGAGAGAGAUUAAAGGUGACAGAAAAGCUUCUUGAACAACAUUGGGGCUGGGAACAACUCAAGAGGAACAAUGGGGUUAUUCAGAAGUUUUGUCUUCUUCUUGGCCCUAUACCUGCUGCAGGGGUCCAAUACUUCCCUUGUUCGGCUGGAUAACAAUGGCUACGAGGGCAUUAUCAUUGCUAUAGACCCUGCUGUGCCAGAAGAUGAAACACUAAUUCAACAGAUAAAGGACAUGGUGACUGCAGCAUCUACUUAUCUGUUUGAAGCCACAGAAAAAAGAUUUUUUUUCAAAAAUGUAUCAAUAUUAAUUCCAGAGAAUUGGAAGAAAAUCAUUCAGUACAAGAGGCCAAAGCAUGAAAGUUACAAACAUGUUGAUGUUUUAGUCUCACCACCUACCCUCCCCGGUAGAGAUGAACCAUAUACCAAGCAGUUCACAGGCUGUGAAGAAAAAGGAGAAUACAUUCACUUCACCCCUGACUUUGUACUUGGAAAAAAACAAAAUGAAUUUGGACCAUCAGGUAGACUGUUUGUUCAUGAGUGGGCCCAUCUCCGCUGGGGAGUGUUUGAUGAGUACAAUGAUGAUGAGCCUUUCUACAGCGCUAACACAAAGAAAAUUGAAGCAACAAGGUGUUCCACAGGCAUUACUGGUAUAAACAGAGUGUAUAAGUGUCAAGGAAACAGCUGUGUAGCUAAGGGAUGCAAAAUUGAUUCCAAGACAAAACUGUAUGAAAAAGAUUGUCAGUUCUUCCCUGAUAAAUAUCAAACUGAAAAGACAUCCAUAAUGUUUAUGCAAGGUAUUGAUUCUGUCGCUGAAUUCUGUAACAACAAAACCCAUAACCGUGAAGCUCCAAGCCUACAAAACAAAAUGUGCGAUUUCAGAAGCACAUGGGAGGUGAUCAGCAGUUCUGAGGAUUUUAGAAACACAGUGGCUAUGGUGGCACCACCCCCUCCGCCUGUCUUCUCAUUGCUAAAGAUCAGUGAAAGAAUUGUGUGCUUAGUCCUUGAUAAGUCUGGAAGCAUGGCUGGUUCUAAUCGCCUAAAUCGAAUGAAUCAAGCAGCAAAACAUUUCCUGCUUCAGACCGUUGAAAAUGGAUCCUGGGUGGGGAUGGUGCACUUUGACAAUACUGCCUACAUCAAAAGUAAUCUAAUCCAAAUAAUAAGCAGCAAUGAAAGAAGACAGCUCUUGGCGAGUUUACCUACAGCUGCUGGUGGAGGAACUUCCAUCUGCAGCGGAAUUAAAUCAGGAUUUCAGGUAAUUGGAAAUAAUUACUCCCAAAUAGAUGGAUCUGAAAUAGUGCUGCUGACUGAUGGGGAGGAUAGCUCUGCAAACACCUGUAUUGAUGAAGUGAAACAAAGUGGGGCCAUAAUUCACUUUAUUGCUCUGGGACCAAAUGCCGAUCAAGCAGUCAUAGAGAUGAGCAAUGUAACAGGAGGAAAACAUUUUUAUGCUUCAGAUGAAGCCCAGAACAAUGGCCUCAUUGAUGCUUUCGCGGCCCUUGCAUCAGGAAACACCGAUGCCUCCCAGCAAUCUCUUCAGCUUGAAAGUAAGGGAUUAAAACUCGACAGUACUGACUGGAUGAACGGCACUGUAAUAAUUGAUAGCACUGUGGGAAAGGACACAUUCUUUCUCAUCACAUGGAACCAACAGCUUCCCGUUAUUUCUCUCUUGGAUCCCACUGGAAACUCAGUGGGAAAUUUCAUAGUGGAUUCACCUUCCAAAAUGGCCUAUCUCAGUAUUCCAGGAACUACAAAGGUGGGUGUUUGGACUUACAGUCUUCAAGCAAAUGCAAAAGGGGAGACAUUAACUAUAACAGUAAAUUCUCGAGCGGCAAAUUCUUCUGUGCCUCCAAUCACAGUGAGUGCUAAAAUGAAUAAAGAUACAAACAGCUUCCCCAGCCCAAUGAUUGUUUAUGCAGAAAUUCUACAAGGGUAUAUACCCAUUCUUGGAGCCAAUGUGACUGCUUUCAUUGAAUCGAAUACUGGGAAAACAGAAGUUUUGGAACUUUUGGAUAAUGGUGCAGGUGCUGAUUCUUUUAAGAAUGAUGGAGUCUACUCCAGAUAUUUUACAACUUAUAAAGAAAAUGGCAGAUAUAGCUUGAAAGUACGGGCUCAUGGAGGAGAAAAUGCUGUCAUGCGAAACUUAUGGCAUCCACUGAAUAGAGCUGCAUAUAUACCAGGCUGGGUAGUAGAUGGGAACAUUAAAGGGAAUCCACCAAGACCUGAAAUUGAUGAGAACACUCAGACAAACUUGGAGAGUUUCACCAGAACAGCAUCUGGAGGUGCAUUUGUGGUUUCAAACGUUCCAAGUGAUCCCUCCUUGACUGACGUCUUCCCACCAAGUCAAAUCACAGACCUUAAGGCCACAUCAGAUGAGGAUGAGAUCAGUCUAACAUGGACAGCACCAGGAGAUGAUUUUGAUGUUGGAAGAGUUCAAAACUAUAUCAUAAGAAUAAGCGGAAGUAUCCUGGAUCUAAGGGAUAAUUUUGAUGAUGCGCUGCAAGUAAACACUACUGAUCUGUUACCAAAUGAGGUCAACUCCAAGGAAAACUUUACAUUCAAACCAGGAAAUAUCUCAGAAGAAAAUGCAACCCACAUAUUCAUUGCCAUUAAAAGUGUGGAUAAAAGCAAUUUGACAUCAAGGGCAUCUAACAUUGCACAAGUAGCUUUGUUUGUUCCUCAACCAGAUUACAUACCUGAUGGAAUUCAUCCAGAUCCUACUCCUGAUAAAAAUCCCCCUAAGUCCGGACUCAGCAUUUCUACUUUGGUGGUGUUAGUGGUUGGCACUGUGAUAAUUGUCAGUCUGAUUUUGAGUAUCACCAUUUGUGUCUUAAGCAGGAAAAGAAAUUCUAGCAGACCUAGAACAGGGUUUUAAAAAACAUCAAUGACAAAAGUAAAGGAUGUUUCUCAAUUUUUAAAUUUAUCAUGUGUGAUCAUGAACUCAUACAAAUAAUUUUAAGAGUUUUAGAAGGGAUAGUUUGACUACAUAUAAACAUGAAGAGGUAUCUGAAAAAUUGUGAAUCAGUAUUAAAUUAAAUAAUUUUAUUCAUUGUUUUAUCACAAAAGGUGAUAAAGAUCCUUUUUCAUAUUCAUACCUGGCUGUAUAUUAUCUGACACAAAAGUUCUCUAUAAAAAUUCAGAUUUCAUCAAGAAGUUAAAACUGUCUAUUGGAGUGGUCAAAAUGCAAGUGUAAGAAGGCAAAUAAACAAUAUUUGAGAAAAAUGAAUUUGGUCUCAGUAUUUUUCGGUAUAAAUUGAUUUUAUUGUAUUCACUGAAGGUCUUCAAUUAUAUACUACUAUAUACAAUAUAAAUAAGGACAUGUUUACUGCACUUCAUUGAUAUGGAAGAUAAUAUUAAAGAAGGUAGGGAAGAGGAAAUAAGUGGGAAACACCUGAUAAAUGGGAAUGCUGGUUUUACUCUCAUAGCAUUCAUUGGAAAAUGAGCUGUGUAGUAGGGCAUUUGGGGACUGUGCUAUUGAGGCAGAAGGUCUAUUAGCACAAUUAGUUCCUCUAGUGCGCUGGCACCUACUCAGGCAUUGCUAAAAGCUAUGCACGUACAGGUGAACAUGGAGAAAAUGUAGGAAAGGGUAAGUGUAGGACAAUAGGCCUUUUACUGGGAGGGGAAUAAAAGCCUGAAAUUCUAUGAUAGUGACAGAAAUAAUACACAACAGCCAGACUUUCCCUGUGUCCUUCCCACCCACCAACCCCAUAACUCUGGAGGUAAAGCCUGCUAGUCUGGUUAGUACUGUCCCUGAUGCUCUGGUGCAAUAGAUUUGCUCAGAUGGGUCUCAGUUGAAGGCUUUCCCCUUCCAGGUUGGGCCUUGGUUUAGACUUAUUUCCAGGACUGCAUCAAACAGAUAAUUGUGAAUUAGUAAGAAUCAGAAAAAUAACUGAAUGAUUACCAUUGUUGU